UCUGCCAUGAUCUCUCUCGCUGCCCAGACUGUCAAUCAGGCUGAAGCAGGGCUGGGCUGAGCCCGAGCAUUUCGUCAGCCAGUCAGGAGGAGGGAAGGCGGGAGAAGCUGCUGCCGGUCAGUUCUCCCCCUCCCCCUCGCCGAGGAUUCGUCUCUCCCCUGGCUUUGGAAGCCGAGGCGAGCCCUCCGAUCCUGAGCAAACAGCGUGGCGUGCUAAUGAGCAAUACUGGAGCUAUUCCAAUGUCGACUCCUAUCCCAUCGAGCAGUGGAAGAGGAACUGGGAGAUCCACAAAUUUGAUUCCUGAACUGCAAAGUAUGAUGAAAAGAAAACCCAUUAGCUUUUACAGCACCAACAUAGUUUUGAACCAAGAUGGACAGCAUUAAGAAAAUAUUGUUUUCUUUGGGAGAUGCUCGCAGGCCACUCUAUGAGUCGGCAGUAUUGGUGGAAGACGUUGUGCACACUCAGCUGAUUAAUUUGUUGCAGCAAGCCUCCGAAGUUUCUCAGAUGAGAGGAGCAAGAGUAAUCUCUCCAGAAGAUCUUCUUUUUUUGAUGCGCAAAGAUAAGAAAAAGCUUAGAAGGCUACUUAAAUAUUUGUUUUUCCGAGACUACAAAUCUAAAAUUGUCAAAGGCAUUGAAGAAGAUGAUCUUCUUGAAGACAAACUCAGCAGCAGUAGCAGCAGUAGCUCCAACAAACGUCAAAAAAUCGCUCAAGACUUUUUAAUCUCUAUUGAUCAGACUGGAGAGCUCUUGGCCUUGUUUGAAGAUGAUGAGAUUGAUGAUGUAAAGCAAGAGAGAAUGGAGAGGGCAGAAAGACAAACACGAAUGAUGGAUUCAGCACAGUAUGCAGAAUUUUGUGAAAGCCGUCAGCUGAGCUUUUCCAAGAAAGCGUCAAAGUUCCGAGACUGGUUGGACUGUAGCAGCAUGGAAAUAAAACCAAAUGCAAUCGCCAUGGAAAUUUUGGCUUAUUUAGCCUAUGAGACAGUAGCACAGCUGGUGGACCUGGCUCUUUUGGUCAAGCAAGACAUGGCUCCCAAAGCUGGUGAUCCUUUCAGUCAUGCAAUAUCUGCCACAUUCAUUCAGUAUCGCAAUCCUACUGAGACGCAUGUUUUAGGGCAGACUCCAAAUAUGAAGACCAGUCCCGAUUCUCCUGAAAACACGCCACCGCCUACACCCACACCUCCAGCAACAGGCCCACAACACCCUGGGAAAACUCAGUCUGGAGCCAUGGGGAAUGGCAGCAUUGGUCAAGACUCCUCCAAAGCCAAACCACGGAAGAAGAAGAAAAGCACUGCAGCUUGUGGUGUAGAGACUCAGAGUGAUGCCAUCCAGCCUGCCCACAUCAGAGAGGCCAUUCGGCGCUAUAGCCACAAGAUUGGCCCCCUUUCCCCAUACACGAGUGCCUACCGCAGAAAUGGGAUGAUUUUUCUUGCUUGCUAAUAUGGAUGUGGCUGGAGCAACAGGAAAGACAGUGUUAUAUUAAGGGAUUUAUUUGUUUAUGAAGAUUUCACAGUACAGAGCAAAGGUUCUGUGAUGAGCUCGGAACAGGGAAAGGCUUUGGGUAUCAUUUUGGACUGGAAUGAAAUUGAAUGUUUUGUUUCAGGCACAUACCACCAUUGAUUACUGGCAAAUGCUACAUCAGUAGAGUUAAUUAAAAAGGGCCCAAAACUAUAAAGAUUCCAGAAGAUGUUAAUAUUCAGCCAACAGAAUUAUUAAAUGAUUGAAUCUCCAACCACCUCACUGGACAACUCUUCAAAUUGGAAAUGUGGAUCAUCUCCUAAUGACUAAUACUACUGUUACAUUCAAUAUUUUAGUGGUAUAACUGUACUUUAAAAACAGUUUUUGCAUGCAAUUUUUCUGGAACUAAUCUGCAUGUUAAACGUACUAAAAAUAACAUGUACUAUACAGUAUAUUAAAAAACCUUUCUGAAGUUCUGUCUGUGCUUGCUGAAAUGUAUGAUUAAACUUUUCUUUUUUAUCAUCA
Hemicordylus capensis (graceful crag lizard) is the source of this 1980-nucleotide messenger RNA. RefSeq names its product SPT3 homolog, SAGA and STAGA complex component (gene SUPT3H). The record is from RefSeq and is a predicted model, not a curated record. Gene Ontology annotation, molecular function: protein heterodimerization activity; transcription coactivator activity. NCBI's taxonomy places the organism in Eukaryota, Metazoa, Chordata, Lepidosauria, Squamata, Cordylidae. The transcript has 14 exons. Gene Ontology annotation, biological process: transcription by RNA polymerase II. The coding region runs from base 370 to 1437 and encodes 355 amino acids.